AUGGAUCUGCUUUAUUACCACGGCCCUCUGACCAAGCGAGACUGUGAGACCUUGCUGCUCAAGGAAGGGGUGGAUGGCAACUUUCUGUUAAGAGACAGCGAGUCUAUGCCAGGCGUCCUGUGCCUCUGUGUCUCGUUUAAAAAAAUUGUCUACACAUACCGAAUCUUCAGAGAGAAACAUGGGUAUUACCAGAUAGAGACUGUGAAAGGUGCUCCAAAACAGAUCUUUCCAAACCUAAAGGAAUUGAUCUCCAAAUUUGAAAAACCAGAUCAAGGGCUGGUGAUUCAGCUUAUAAAGCCAAUAAACAGAAUAAGCCCCUACAUGAGAUGGAGAAGAUUGAAAUUAGAGCUGGAUGGCAUUUAUGAGAACAGUAAUGAGUAUACAGAUGUCUUGCCUUGAAGAUAAGGACACUGGAUACAGC
Messenger RNA from Propithecus coquereli (Coquerel's sifaka), 421 nucleotides. It is a transcript of the gene SH2D1B, whose product is annotated as SH2 domain containing 1B. Bases 1 to 399 code for a protein of 132 amino acids. The record is from RefSeq and is a predicted model, not a curated record. The transcript has 4 exons. NCBI's taxonomy places the organism in Eukaryota, Metazoa, Chordata, Mammalia, Primates, Indriidae.